CCGUCAUCGCUUCCUCCGUCCAGGCAUCAUGGCGCCUGGUUUGGUCCUGGACCCCUCUGGCACCAGUGAUUUGGAACGAUGAUCUUUCACAAUGUCGACUCCUACCAAAAAACGCAAAAGAGAGGCGCCGGAGUCCUCGCCGCAGCAGAAUCGCAGCAUAGCGUCCUUCUUCCAGAACGCUGCAGCCAAAGCAGAGCAGCCUUCAAUUCCCCCCUCGGAGGACACAGAGCAGACUCUCUCUGACGAAGCUCUCGCCCGGAAGCUUCAGGCAGAAUGGAACCAAGAAGACGACACGGCUUCGGGCUUGGAAGCCGAUCCUCCAAGCAAUGCGCCCGCGACCGUUCCUCCUACGAUCCCCGAUGACGACACAUCGCGACCCGAGCCGAAGAAGAAUAACACGCUGUCGCUACAAUCAUCGACUGGGGCAGAAGAUACGGUGUCGCUCGCAGUGCCCUUCGAUCAAAGCCCCUUGACUUUCGACUCGAGGAAAUAUGCGGAGGAGUUGAAAUCGCACUGGGCGACGGAAGGUGGCGAUGCUUCGUACGCCUUGUUGACUCGAGCUUUUGUCCUUGCCAAUGCAACCUCCAGUCGCAUACGCAUCGUGGAUACCCUGGUCAACUUUCUGCGGGUCCUGAUCGAAGGAGACCCUUCGAGUGUUCUCCCCGCAGUUUGGCUUGCCACCAACUCCAUUUCUCCGCCGUACGAUGAGUUGGAGCUGGGACUAGGUGGGUCAUCGAUCUCGAAAGCGCUCAAGAAAAUCUAUGGGCUCAACAGCCAAGGCCUGAAGGCACUAUACGACAAGUACGGAGAUGCAGGCGAUGUUGCGUUCGAAGCGAAGAAAAAACAGAGCUUUACCUUGGUCAAACCGAAGCCGCUCAAGAUCAAGGGCGCAUAUCAGUCCCUCGUCAAGAUUGCCGCUAGCAAAGGCAGCGGCAGUCAGGAGGCGAAGCAGAGGAUUGUUGAGAAGUUAUUGCAGGAUGCUCGAGGUGCAGAAGAGAGUCGCUACAUCGUCAGGACAUUGGUCCAGAAUUUGCGCAUUGGAGCGGUCAAAACAACUAUGCUCAUCGCUCUUGCUCGAGCAUUCCUAUACUCCAAACCAGACGGCGCGGAACAUUCUGUGCACUCUCAGCAGGGCCUUGCUCGUCUCAAGAAGGAAGACCUUGCGGAAACCUACAGUGGCGCUGAAGAAAUAGUCAAGGCCUCGUAUGCCAGGCACCCUAACUACAACGAUCUUGUUCCCUGUCUGCUCGAGAUAGGGGUCGCAGAAGAAAUCCUUCUGCGAUGCGGUUUGCAAGUUCAUGUGCCACUACGACCGAUGCUGGGUAGUAUUACGCGGGAUCUUUCGGACAUGUUGACGAAGCUACAAGGGCGAGAUUUCAGUUGCGAAUUCAAGUACGAUGGGCAGCGCGCCCAAGUGCAUUGCGACGAAAGCGGGAACGUGUCGAUAUUUUCGCGUCACCUGGAAAGCAUGACCGAGAAAUAUCCAGACCUUGUGUCUUUGGUCCCCCAGAUCCGAGGAGAGAGUGUGUCCAGCUUUAUCCUAGAAGGCGAGGUGGUUGCCGUUGACCAGGACACCGGUGACCUCCAGGCCUUCCAAGUUCUCACCAACCGAGCGAAGAAAAAUGUCGAGAUAGGGACGAUCAAGGUCAACGUGUGCCUUUUUGCAUUCGAUCUGAUGUACAUGAACGGGGAGCCCCUAUUAGACCGAUCCUUCCGCGAACGUAGAGAGCUUCUCCGGAGUCUUUUCAUGGAAAUCCCAAACCGCUUCACCUGGGUAAAAAGCAUUGAUGCAACGUCGGGGGAUUCUGAGACGGUGUUGGAGUUUUUCAAAAGUGCCACGAAUGCCAAGUGCGAAGGCAUCAUGGUCAAAGUUCUCGACAAUUUGCCCAAGGAUGGGGACAUCGAGACCUCCGCAGACGGCGCUAAAGAAUCAGGACCCCAGAUACAAGCUUCAUCCAGAACGAACGGCACAAAACCCACCAAAGGUACCCGACGUAAAGCCCUGCUAGCAACCUACGAACCCGACAAGCGCCUUGACUCGUGGCUCAAGGUCAAGAAAGACUACAGCGCAUCUUCUGAAACCCUCGACCUUGUCCCCGUCGCCGGAUGGCACGGCCAGGGCCGCAAAGCCAAAUGGUGGUCGCCCAUUUUGCUCGCCGUCCGCAACCCCGAAACCGGCACCUUUGAAGCGGUCACCAAAUGCAUGUCGGGCUUCACGGAUAAAUUCUACCAGGCCAACAGGGACAAAUACACCGAGGGCAGCGCCAACGUGAUCUCCCGACCCAGCUACGUCGAGUAUGCCGGCGAGCCCGACAUCUGGUUCGAGCCGCAGGAAGUUUGGGAGAUGGCGUUUGCGGAUAUCACGCUCAGUCCGACUUACACGGCCGCUAUCGGGCUGGUGAGUGACGAACGAGGCCUCAGUCUUCGGUUUCCGCGAUUCCUCAGAGUCCGCGAGGACAAAUCCAUCGACGAAGCGACCACGUCGGAUUAUCUGGCUCAUCUUUGGCGAAAGCAAUCCGAGAAGGCUCGACUGGAAGAAGCAGAGCAACCAGUGCCGGAGGAAAUCAUGGAGGAGUGAAGUGCUCUUUGACGCUCAGAGCGAAUAUAUUGAGAUCUAGAUACAACUUCCAUACAUACGCGAUAUAAUACAAUCAUAUACCAUACG
Molecule: messenger RNA, 2665 nt
Organism: Aspergillus steynii IBT 23096
Lineage: Eukaryota; Fungi; Ascomycota; Eurotiomycetes; Eurotiales; Aspergillaceae
Product: putative DNA ligase I
Exons: 1
Coding region: 92-2578 (828 amino acids)
Biological process (GO): DNA recombination; lagging strand elongation; double-strand break repair via alternative nonhomologous end joining
Cellular component (GO): DNA ligase III-XRCC1 complex
Molecular function (GO): ATP binding; DNA ligase (ATP) activity; DNA binding
Source: RefSeq, a predicted model, not a curated record